Pterocles gutturalis (yellow-throated sandgrouse) is the source of this 1721-nucleotide messenger RNA. RefSeq names its product GTPase activating protein (SH3 domain) binding protein 1 (gene G3BP1). Lineage: Eukaryota; Metazoa; Chordata; Aves; Pterocliformes; Pteroclidae. The record is from RefSeq and is a predicted model, not a curated record. Gene Ontology annotation, molecular function: mRNA binding. Gene Ontology annotation, cellular component: ribonucleoprotein complex; cytosol.
UUUUCAGUUGACCAAAGAAAUGGUGAUGGAGAAGCCAAGUCCCCUGCUGGUCGGGCGGGAGUUCGUGAGGCAGUUUCUGAACCAAGCACCUGACUAUUUGCACAGGUUUUAUGGAAAGAACUCUUCUUAUGUCCAUGGUGGUUUGGAUUCCAAUGGAAAACCAGCUGACGCAGUCUAUGGGCAAUCUGAUAUCCACAAGAAGGUGCUGUCAUUAAACUUCAAGGAUUGCCACACAAAGAUUCGUCAUGUGGAUGCCCAUGCGACUCUCAACGAUGGUGUUGUCGUCCAGGUGAUGGGAGAGCUCUCCAAUAACAUGCAGCCUGUGCGGAGAUUCAUGCAAACGUUUGUACUUGCACCUGAGGGUUCUGUUGCAAACAAGUUUUAUGUCCACAAUGAUAUUUUCCGCUACCAAGAUGAGGUUUUUGGUGACUCUGACACUGAGCCUCCAGAGGAAUCAGAGGAGGAAGGGGAGGAGCCUGAGGAAAUACAGCAGACACCUGAGGCUGUUCCUGAUGAUACCGGUGCUUAUUACGAGCAGGCUGUCAGCAAUGACAUUGAGGAGCAUCUGGAAGAGACGGCUGCAGAGGCAGAGCCUGAGCCAGAGCCAGAACCUGAACAGGAACCUGAACCAGAGGUGCAGGAAGAAAAAUCUGAGCCGGUAUUAGAGGAGUCGGCUCCAGAAGAGACUGUGGAAAAGAGUCCUUCUCCAGCUCCUGCUGAUCCAGCUCCUGCAGUGCAAGAAGACUCCAGGACAUUUUCCUGGGCAUCAGUAACCAGUAAGAACCUCCCUCCCAGUGGAGCUGUUCCCGUAUCAGGAAUACCACCUCAUGUUGUGAAAGUACCGGUCUCACAGCCCCGCCCUGAGGCAAAGCCUGAAUCUCAGACCCCACCUCAGAGACCUCAGAGGGAUCAGCGAGUGAGGGAGCAACGAACGAGCAUCCCACCACAGAGGGGUCCUAGACCAAUUCGUGAGGGUGAACAAGGCGAUGUGGAAACGAGACGGAUUGUGAGAUACCCAGACAGUCAUCAGCUGUUUGUUGGGAACCUUCCCCAUGAUGUGGAUAAAACUGAACUUAAAGACUUUUUCCAAAGCUAUGGCAAUGUUGUUGAACUCCGUAUCAACAGUGGUGGAAAGCUCCCCAAUUUUGGGUUUGUGGUGUUUGAUGAUCCUGAACCAGUUCAGAAGAUCCUUAGCAACAGGCCCAUCAUGUUCAGGGGAGAGGUGCGCCUGAAUGUGGAGGAGAAGAAAACACGAGCUGCCAGGGAGGGUGACCGCAGAGAUAACAGACCACGUGGACCUGGAGGCACUCGUGGGGGGCUGGGAGGUGGGAUUCGAGGGCCUCCACGUGGAGGAAUGUCCCAGAAGCCAGGAUUUGGAGCUGGAAGGGGGAUCGGGCAACGCCAGUGAAUGCAUCCCGGAUGUUGACGUGGUGACGCAAACCCUUUUUCCUGCAGAUUUGUGAAUUUCAGCCUUGGGUAUCUUGGAAUGUGGCCCUAGCCUGUUAUAGACUGCUACGUUUGAUACUAUUUUGGCCCCUUUUUGUUUGUGUUAUGGUUUUGUGAUUUUUUUUCUAGUCCUUGUCCCAGAUUCCAGCUUUGUGGAACAACGUUUUAGGAAAAGUGAAUUUUAAAAAGAAAAGAACUGAAUUUUCUUGUUCACCUCAAACUUACGGACUGGAUUUUUUUGGUACCAGUGGUCUUUCCUAAAGGAAUGUCUCUAU